UGUGGCCGCUGCCGGCCGGGGGUUCGCGGCGCCCUCGGAGCCUUCUGUGCAGCCGAGCCCGUGGCAUUUUGGUUUGGAAGAUGGCACAUAACACCGGGGCCUUUUCCUCUGGCAGCAGACUCGGGGGUGCAAAAGUAUGACACAAGUUUGAAGUUUGUGUCUACUUCCCCAAGGUCAAGAAAUUGUCUCCUUGGAAGGCAACAAUACUAUGCAUGUUAUGAAUUGUGUCUCCUUGGUCAGCGAUAAAGAAAAUGGGACUAUCGCCACAGCGGCUGGAUUCAUGAUUGAGCAAACGCCGCCACCUCCUCCUCCUCCUCCUCCACCCCCUCCACCUCCACCAUGCCCAUUUUCAGAGGAAGGCUUUCCUCCCUCUCCUCCCCCUCCCCCCCCAAAUCCACUCCCCGAGGGGCCUCCGGUCCCUCCUCCCCCUCCAGGACUGCCCCCAGCUUCUCACUUGAAUGGCUACAGCCACCUCGGUAAGAAAAAGCGGAUGAGAAGCUUUUUUUGGAAAACCAUUCCAGAGGAGCAAGUGCGGGGCAAAACCAACAUCUGGACCUUGGCAGCCAGGCAGCAGCAUCAGUAUCAGAUCGACACGAAGACCAUCGAGGAGCUCUUCGGGCAGCAAGAAGACGCCUCCAAGCCGUCCCUCUCCAGGAGAGGAGGACCUUUAAAUUCAUCCUUCAAGGAAGCGAGAGAGGAGAGUACUAUCUUGGAUGCAAAACGGAGCAUGAACAUUGGGAUAUUUCUUAAGCAAUUUAAGAAGUCUCCUCAGUCCAUUGUAGAAGAUAUUCAUCAAGGAAAGAGUGAGCAUUAUGGAUCAGAGACAUUGCGAGAAUUUCUUAAACUUUUGCCCGAGUCAGAGGAGAUAAAGAAAUUGAAUACGUUUGGUGGUGAUGUGUCCAAGCUGUCCCUGGCAGACUCUUUUCUGUACUGCUUAAUUCAGGUGCCAAACUAUUCGCUUCGGAUUGAAGCCAUGGUGCUAAAGAAGGAGUUUUUACCUUCUUGUUCUUCUCUGUAUACGGAUAUAACAAUUCUAAGAACGUCUAUAAAAGAGCUGAUGUCGUGCGAGGAGCUGCAUGCGAUACUACACUUGGUGCUACAGGCAGGAAACAUCAUGAAUGCGGGAGGGUAUGCUGGCAAUGCUGUAGGAUUUAAACUGUCUUCUUUGCUCAAAUUGGCAGACACAAAAGCAAACAAACCUGGGAUGAACCUUCUGCACUUUGUUGCACAGGAAGCCCAAAAGAACGAUGCCGUUCUUCUAAACUUCUCUGAAAAAUUGCAUCAUGUCCAGGAGGCUGCUAGAUUAUCUCUGGAAAACACGGAGGCCGAGCUGCACUCGCUGUUUGUCAGGACCCGAUCUGUGAAGGAAAACAUCCGGCGGGAUGAUGAACUCUGCCAGCAGAUGGAAGAUUUCCUUCAGUUCGCCUUAGAAAAGCUGACGGAACUGGAACACUGGAAACGAGAGCUGCAGGAGGAGGCCCACGCCCUCAUCGAUUUCUUCUGCGAAGACAAAGAGACCAUGAAGCUGGACGAAUGCCUUCAGAUAUUCCGAGACUUUUGUACCAAAUUCAGCAAAGCGGUUAAGGACAACCACAACCGGGAGGUGCAGGAGCAGAGGCAGCUGCGGCGGCUUCAGGAGCUGGAGCAGAAGCGGCGCUCCUGGGCAGCCGGGGAGCUCGGGGGAUUCGGCCGCAGCAGCAGUGAGAAUGACGUGGAGCAGCUGACCAAGAAGGAUUCAGAAGACCUGCCCCCUUUCCUGCACCGCAGGCCGGUCAGCCCCUCCUACCGCCGCCCCAACACCCGCCGCUCCCGCCUCUCCCUGGGCACCUCCGCCGACCGGGAGCUGCUGACCUUCCUGGAGAAGUCCCUGGGCAGCCCCGAGGAGGCCAACAAGUUCAACAGCCUGCCCUGGAGCAGCCCCCGGCAGUGCCGGCCCGCGAUGGCUUGGCUGGAGUCUGGGGAGCCAAGGGACCAGGACGCCAGCCGCACACAGAGACCUGGGGCCUCGGCGGGCCAGGAGGAAGCCCCUGACCCACCCUCAGCUUCGUGUGUCCAGCUCCUCGCCCCCCGGAUCGAGGAACCUGCUCCAGUUUUGCUCCGAACUCGGCGCAGUGGGCUCAGCAUGAUCCAAAACAGGAACAGUGAGCCUGUGGGCCUGGCGCCUGCCUGGUCCCCUCCACUCUCACCACUGACUCUGGGAAUUAAGGAGCACGAGCUGGUGACUGGGCUGGCCCAGUUUGACCUCCAGGGUCCCAAGGACCCAGAGGAGAUGCCCCAGCAGGACCCGACCAACUUCACCCCAGGGGAGCUGGCGUCUCCGGGAGACGGGAGCUUGCAGCCCCUCGGUGCUGGCGCUGGUGCUGACAGCAGUAGCCUGACUCCCAUGGGUACAGGUGCCCAGGGGAGUCCCAGCCCAGCCCCAGAGGGUGACGAGGCUACCCCCGAUGAGCCCAGCAUCGACCCUGAGAACAAAGAUCCUGGGCCCGUGUUCUCCAUCUCGGACACCACCGACUGCUCGCUGACCUUCGACUGCUCAGAGGAAGCUGACUCCAGGCCUGGCGAUGGGGGGCCGGGGGAGGCCGGUGAAGGGGAUGGCUCUGUGUCCCCUGGAGCGGGGGAGACAGGUGGCAGCCCAGUAUCUCCUCACCCUCUCUCCAGCCCCGCUGGGGAGACCCCUGUCCCUGCCUCUGUGAAGAGUGGGCCCAGCUGCAAGGGUGGCCUUUCCAGGGACAGGCCCUCCAAAGGGAAGGAUGGGAUAGCACCAAAGAGAAACUCCCUCAAAGAGGCGUCCCAGGGGGCGCCCAAGCCCGGGCCGGUGUCGCGAGGCCAGGGGGCGGCGCCCAAGGGCGUGCGGACCUUGACGUCCUCGGAGAGCGAGGGCAUGCGCAAGGUCGUGCCCAUCUCCAGGGCCAGCCGGGGCUCCUCUGGCUGGAAGCAGCCCCCUCGGGAGCCCCCCAGCGCCACAGACGAGCCGUGGUCACGCCAGAACUCUGUGAAGGGCCCCUCGGACACGUCACCCAGGAGGUCCUCGAAGGGGGCGGGGGCGGGAGCCGAGGUGACCGAGGACCAGCGGCCACCUCGAGGGAGGGUCGGCUCCUGCGGCGCCCGGCCCGGGAAGGAGCCCGCCCUGCAGUCCAGGGGCUCCCUGAAGAAGCCCAGUGCCAAGCCCCUCCGGAACGUCCCCAGGCAGAAGCCCGAGGAGAUUAAGUUCUGCCGCUCCAACUCCCAGGGCCCCCAGAGCCCCCAGAGUCCCCAGAGCCCAGAAGAAGAGCCCAAGUCCCCUCCACCGGCCCCCGGGGUCCCCCGUGUCCCAUCCCACCUCCCGAGCUUUGCCCGGAACACAGUGGCCUCGUCAUCCCGGUCCCUGAAAACGGAUUCUCUCCCCGUGACCAAGGCCCCCGGCCUCACCCGGGCAGUCUCCCAGCGGCAGCUGAGGGUGAAGGGCGGCUCUGAGGAUGCCCUCGCCAAGGACAGUGGCACCUUGCGGCGGGCCAACAGCAGCCGGGCCCCCAGGAGGUAUCCCGAGUCUCCUGAGGGUCCCGGUGCCAACACGGAGGCCUCUCUGAAGGGCAGAGGGGCUGGGGAAAGAACCUCCUUCAGACAGAAAAACUCCAGUCGGACCACACUGGGGAAGAUCCUUAAUCCUUUGUGGAAGUGAUGGGUGCCUGUCCUCACCUCCCGGGGUUACCCUGAGGGCUGACGGCUGGGAUAGGCCAACACCAGGUGUCUUUAUCCACAUCAGGCAAAUCUCAUGCCACCUGCUCGUGCUCAUGUCAUUGAGGGUAUGAUCCAGGAGGCUUCUGGACUGCAACCUGCUGUCGAGUCCCCAUCCACCUGUCACUGGCCGGCACCUGCCACACCCACCCCUAGCUGUGCGCGGGCAAACCCUCUCCCCCCAAAACAAAGACUCAGGCCUGCAGAUGGCAUUCUUAUGUAACAAGUUAAAAAAAAAGGAAUUUUGGCCAAUUUUCCCCACAUCAAAGGCUUAUUUUUCAAUAUAAAAUUUGAAUGUUUUAGUUGGUUUCUUUUGCAGAGUGAAUAAUACCUCCUGGGAAAAAAGACAGAAGAAAAACUGUUUUGUAUGAAGAUAUUUUAAUUUCCCUGUGUUCCCUGGCCUCCGGGUUCUGCCUGCCCACCCUCUGUCCAUUGCUGGCAACUGGACUUCUCCACAGCCUCUGGUGUCCUGUGGUUGGCACCUCAUCCUUGAAGACUCUUCCUUGUUCACCUCUCCCUGCGUGACUUGGGGUGAGGGUUUGCGUGUGAGCAGGAGGGAAAGUGAGGUUGGCGGACAGAGAUCGGUGCUCCUGUGUGUGCAGUAUGGGCACCGUGAGCAGAGGGACGUGCACUUUGGGGGCCCCGUGGCUAGAGGGGAGCCCCCCUGCAGACAGGUGGCAGCCCGGGGAGAAUGCUGGGUCUUUCAGAAUUUAGAAGUGCCAUAUUUUAAUGGAAAGACAUCAGGGGCUGUUCAACUGAUCACACCUCUUCCAUGUUUUCCCAUUUGUGUUUCUUUUGUACAACUGAGUGAAGGCUGCUAUGACUUGUGUUCGCUCUAGUUACAGGUGAGAUAAACCUUUCCGUCUCCCAGUCCUUUUUCCCCUCCUCUCUUUGCCUGCUCCCAGCCCCUUCCUUCUUU
Molossus molossus (Pallas's mastiff bat) is the source of this 4633-nucleotide messenger RNA. RefSeq names its product FH2 domain containing 1 (gene FHDC1). Gene Ontology annotation, cellular component: actin filament; cytoplasm. The record is from RefSeq and is a predicted model, not a curated record. Gene Ontology annotation, biological process: actin filament polymerization. Gene Ontology annotation, molecular function: microtubule binding; actin binding. Lineage: Eukaryota; Metazoa; Chordata; Mammalia; Chiroptera; Molossidae. The coding region runs from base 209 to 3658 and encodes 1149 amino acids. The transcript has 12 exons.